Messenger RNA from Nelumbo nucifera (sacred lotus), 1167 nucleotides. RefSeq lists its product as uncharacterized. The record is from RefSeq and is a predicted model, not a curated record. NCBI's taxonomy places the organism in Eukaryota, Viridiplantae, Streptophyta, Magnoliopsida, Proteales, Nelumbonaceae.
UUGAACUCCACUGGAUAGGCGUUGCUUUCAGCUAAUCCAACUCGGAGACCGGAUGUUGUGGGGGCAAUCUUUCAUCUGUUUUCACAAUGCAAAAGAAGAAUCUGACGCCAAGUUUCGAGGAAAGGAAAUUGGACCAGACUGGCCAAUCCUUAAGCGAUGGGAUGUUCCUUGGAAAUGGCAAACGGUUCUCCUGAUCAUGGCUUCAUGUGGUUUAAGGUGCACUCUUUCUGUUUUAGUUCACAAAGAGGUCUUGUCAUGAGGAUUUUUACUGUAUGCUACUAGGCUAUGUAACGAUUUCUAUUUAUCUUCAUUUAUUGUAUGUUACUCGUUCAUGAAAGAUCUAUAUUUAUCUUCAUUUCCUGUUGCUUUGAUAGCAUAUUAAAGUUUUGUCAUAGAACUGAACUGAUUCUUUUUUCAGGCAGUUUUGUUUUGACAGGAUUGGUCGAGGUAGCACUUACACCAUAUCUAGGAUUCCAGAUUGGAGAACUGAGUUUGGAUGAGAAGGCAGAAGUAUUAUUUGUGGACCAAGCCAUUACCACUGCACUUGUACUUGGAGUUGUAUAUGGUCUCACCAACACUUUCCAGCCUCUUCCAGACAAUCUUUUCUGCUAUAUGGUUGAUGCUCCAGUUAGCUUGUUGCCAUUGAUUGGCUCUUCAAAUAUCAGUACUGCCUGUUUAGUGGGAAUAACAGGUGUUUUGGCUCCAUUACUUGAAGAGACUGUAUUUCGAGGAUUUUUUAUGGCGUCCCUGACUAAGUGGGACUGCACUGGGACUUUCUUAUGCUCAAACUCGCAAUCUUCUAACCCCCAUCAGUAUACAUGCUCUCUGGAAUUCAGAGGUGAUCCUAGUUCUCACUUUUCUUCAGCUCCAAGGAUAUGAUAUCAAGGAACUGUUGCAGGCCUCCUGAAUGCAACACAAACCAAUCUCUGUUUUUAUAGAAGAGGGAAGGGGAGGUUUUGUAGGUGUUUUUUGUUUUUGAUAAAUGGGGGGGGGGGUGUUGUAAGUUGGCUUCUCCAGUUCUCUUUUCAUGUGUAAAUUUCUCUCUUUUUUCUUUCAUUUCUGCUUUUUAUUACAAUAAUGUAGAACAACAAGAAAUAACUAGUGAAAGCCAAUGUAGAAUUUAGUAUGUAAUUAUGUAUUACCUUAAUUCAAUCACUGAAAAUAAGA